This is a messenger RNA of Gossypium raimondii (Peruvian cotton), 2280 nucleotides long. Its product is annotated as probable auxin efflux carrier component 1c. Bases 217 to 2031 code for a protein of 604 amino acids. The record is from RefSeq and is a predicted model, not a curated record. Lineage: Eukaryota; Viridiplantae; Streptophyta; Magnoliopsida; Malvales; Malvaceae. Gene Ontology annotation, biological process: auxin polar transport; auxin export across the plasma membrane. Gene Ontology annotation, cellular component: endoplasmic reticulum; plasma membrane. Gene Ontology annotation, molecular function: auxin efflux transmembrane transporter activity. The transcript is spliced from 6 exons.
CAUUGGGGACUGGAAGUGCAAAGCUUGCUCACAUCUCUCAAGAGCUGUUUUAGUGUAUAAAAAAUCCCCCCCCCCCUCCCCUCUCUUGUUCUCACUUUCCUCUCUAAACCCCAAAAACACAUGCUCUUCUUCCCUCAUCAUCGCCACCAACCCUCUUCUUCUUGUAAAAUUUUGGGUCUCUUUUAUUAGUAAGCUUGUAAGCAGGGUGUUUCAAAGAUGAUCACUUUAACAGAUUUUUACCAUGUUAUGACCGCAAUGGUACCACUUUACGUGGCCAUGAUUUUAGCUUACGGUUCAGUGAAAUGGUGGAAAAUCUUCACACCCGACCAAUGUUCCGGCAUCAACCGGUUCGUUGCUCUUUUCGCCGUUCCAUUACUUUCAUUUCAUUUCAUAGCUUCAAACAAUCCGUACACCAUGAACUUCCGGUUCAUAGCAGCUGAUACACUACAAAAGAUUAUAGUUUUAGUUGUGUUAGCCAUUUGGUCCAAAGUAAGUAAAAGGGGUUGUUUAGAAUGGACCAUAACAUUAUUUUCACUUUCAACAUUACCCAAUACUUUAGUUAUGGGUAUACCUUUACUUAAAGGUAUGUAUGGUGAAUUUUCAGGGAGUUUAAUGGUACAAAUCGUUGUACUUCAAUGUAUCAUUUGGUAUACUUUAAUGCUAUUUAUGUUUGAAUAUCGUGGUGCUAAGAUGCUAAUCUCUGAACAAUUCCCCGACACUGCUGGUUCUAUUGUGUCUAUCCAUGUCGAUUCCGACAUCAUGUCGCUCGACGGUCGGCAGCCGUUAGAAACCGAAGCUGAGAUUAAAGACGACGGUAAGUUGCAUGUUACGGUUCGAAAAUCUAAUGCUUCGAGGUCUGAUAUUUUUUCGAGAAGGUCACAAGGUUUGUCUUCGACUACCCCCCGGCCAUCGAAUUUAACUAAUGCUGAGAUUUACUCUUUACAAUCAUCGAGGAAUCCAACACCUAGAGGUUCGAGUUUUAACCAUACUGAUUUUUAUUCUAUGAUGGCCGGUGGUCGGAACUCGAACUUUGGUUCCGGUGAUGUUUAUGGUAUGUCUGCUUCACGUGGACCGACACCCAGACCAUCAAAUUACGAGGAGGAUGGUUCUGGUAAGCCGAGGUUUCAUUACCAUGGACAAAGUGGUGUAACGGGACACUACCCGGCUCCUAAUCCGGGUAUGUUUUCACCAACUGGGUCUAAAGGUGUUAAGAAACCUAAUGGACAAGCUCAUCAAAAGGUUGAAGAUGGUGGUGGUAAGGAUCUUCAUAUGUUUGUUUGGAGUUCAAGUGCUUCUCCGGUAUCAGAUGUGUUCGGCGGCGGCCAUGAAUAUGGUGUUACCGACCAGAAAGAAGUUCGGUUAGCUGUCUCCCCUGGCAAAGUGGAAGGACAUAGAGAUAAUCAAGAGGAGUUUAUGGAAAGAGAUGAGUUCAGUUUUGGGAACAGAAGAGAAAUGAACAAUGUCCAAGAAAGUGGUGAAAACAACAAAGUUGGGGAAGCCAUUGCCAUUGCUAACCCUAAAACCAUGCCACCAACGAGUGUAAUGACAAGGCUGAUAUUGAUUAUGGUUUGGAGAAAACUUAUUAGAAACCCCAAUACUUAUUCAAGCUUAAUUGGUCUCACUUGGUCAUUAAUCUCAUUCAGGUGGAAUGUGGAAAUGCCUGCAAUAAUAGCAAAGUCGAUAUCUAUACUGUCAGAUGCAGGUCUCGGCAUGGCUAUGUUCAGUCUUGGUCUGUUUAUGGCAUUGCAACCAAAGAUCAUAGCAUGUGGGAAUUCGGUUGCAGCUUUUGCAAUGGCCGUGAGAUUCCUUACAGGACCAGCUGUCAUGGCUGCUGCUUCCAUUGCUGUUGGUCUUAAAGGCGUUCUCUUACACGUUGCCAUUGUCCAGGCAGCUCUCCCACAAGGAAUUGUCCCCUUUGUCUUUGCCAAGGAAUACAACGUACACCCUGAUAUUCUCAGCACAGCUGUUAUUUUUGGGAUGCUAAUAGCUUUGCCCAUAACGCUAGUGUACUACAUUUUAUUGGGUAUAUGAAGUGGGGGCAUGACCGGUAUCAAAGAAUUUAUGGCAUCACCUCAAAAUUAAAGCCAACCAAAGAAAGGCCCUUUUUUUAGGGUCAAAGAUGCGAAGAAAUUAAAACCCCUCGUUGAAAAUUCAAAGCCACAAAAAAGAAAAGAAAAUCGAGGGUAUCAUUGCAAAUGUUUUCUUUUCCUUUUUUUUUGGUAGUAAAAUUUGUAAAAUCUUAUUUGUAGUCAAUUUUAUAAGAAAACAAUUUCUCCUCUC